Messenger RNA from Staurois parvus, 654 nucleotides. The record is from the annotation of a GenBank genome assembly. NCBI's taxonomy places the organism in Eukaryota, Metazoa, Chordata, Amphibia, Anura, Ranidae.
AUGGAGAAGAAGACGGAGAUGACGUUGUGGCCCCCGGACUCCUCCAAACAAGCUGAGUUCGCCCGCAGACUAGAACGUACCGCCCCCCUUCCCCCCAGGCUGAUCGAUGGUGUCUUUCCUUCGCAGACUCUGAACUCCGUCCUGAACCUGGAUCUGGUGAGAGAGAAGAGUGCUGAUGAGAUAACACAGGUGGGAAGCCGCCGUGGAACUGCUCUGACCUUCUUCUCUUUUUUCCUCCAGGGAGAAACCUUCGAUGUGAUCUGGACAAGGGCCCAGAGCUGCCCUGCGUUCCUGUAUGCCCUGCCGCGGGCGGAGGGCUACGAGUUCUAUGUGGGUCAGUGGUCAGGAACGGAACUUCACUUCACCUCUCUGAUCAAUAUCCAGAGUUUGGGGGACGCGGCGCCCAGUCAGCUGAUCGUCUAUCAUUACACCGACCUGCAGAAGGAGAAGGGAAUGGUUCUGAUGAACUCUGAACUGGACUCCACAUUCCUGAGUGUUCCGGAAGCGCAAUGUCUGGCCAAUCAGGUGCAGCUUUUCUACAGCGGGGACUGGUUCCAUCUGGUGGAAAGCUUCAAUCACACCCCCAACGCCUUCAAGUACAUGUCUGUGGUGUCUGCGCUGGAGCAGAGCGGCCUGGGGAGAGCGGCUCACUAG